Molecule: messenger RNA, 1257 nt
Organism: Prunus armeniaca (apricot)
Lineage: Eukaryota; Viridiplantae; Streptophyta; Magnoliopsida; Rosales; Rosaceae
Source: the annotation of a GenBank genome assembly
AUGCCAGUAUUCUACGAUGUGGAUCCUUCUGAUGUACGAAAGCAAAGGGGCCAUGCAAGGUCAGAAGAUGUUCUCCAAAUAGGGAUAUGGGGGAUGAAUGGAAUAGAGGAUUCUGAGACAAAUGGUCUAGUCAGUCUACAAAAAAGCCUUUCCAAGAGCCUUUUGAAUAGAGAUACAGAAGAUGGGGGCAUUCAUGAAAAAGCCCUAAUGAAUAAGUUAAGCCAAAAGAAGGUUCUUCUCAUUCUCGAUGAUGUGGACCAUAUAAGUCAGUUAGAUAAAUUAUGUGGAAAUCAAGAUUGGUUUGGUCCGGGGAGCAGAAUCAUUAUUACAACUGUAAAUGAACAACUGCUAAUUGCAAAUGGUGUGGAAAGAAGAUUUAAAGUGCAGGAGUUAAAUGAAGAUGAUGCUCUUCAACUUUUUAGCUGGAGAGCCUUUAAAAGAGAUUAUCCAGAUAAAAAAUUUACAGAUCUGUCAAUAAGUUUCUUGAAUUAUGCCAAGGGACUCCCAUUAGCUCUUAAAGUGCUGGGAUCAUUUUUGUAUAAAAGAGGUCAAGAUUCAUGGAGCAGAGCAUUGUGCAAACUGAAGGAGGUUUACAAGGGAGAUGUUAUGGAUACCCUUAAAAUAAGUUAUGAUGGAUUAGACGAACAGGAAAAAAAUGUUUUCGUUGAUAUCGCAUGCUUCUUUAAAGGAAAGUGCAAAGAUCAAGUAGUUGAAAUGCUAGACAAUAUGGGCUUUUGUUCGUGUAGUGUUAUGGAUGUUCUCAUUGAGAAGUCUCUGUUGACAAUCUCAGAUAACAAGGUUUGGAUGCAUGAUUUGUUACAAGAUAUGGGAUGGGAAAUUGUUCGUCAACAAGCUACAGAACCUGGCAAACGCAGCAGGUUGUGGCAUUCUAGGGACAUGUUUCAUGUAUUGACCAAUGAUUCGGGGACCACGGCAAUUCAUGGCACGUCCCUGGACUUGCCUGAAUCUAAAGAGGCACAGUGGGAUUUCAGAGCCUUUUCUCAGCUGAUUAAUCUUAGUUUCCUUGAGAUUCGUGAUCCCCAAGGCCUCGACUGUUUUUCUAAUUCCUGGGGGUUUCUUGAAUUGAGUGAACAUCCUUUAAAAUCUCUCCCAACAGGUUUCCAGCCGGAGAACAUUUCUGAACUCAGCAUGCAUGAUUGUAGCAUUCAACUGCUUUGUAAUGGAAAACAGAAAUCCCGGAUCUUACAAGCGUCCCAAAUCUUGAGAGAUUAUGUUUUAAGGGAUGAAAACGUCUAG